Molecule: messenger RNA, 1249 nt
Organism: Myotis davidii
Lineage: Eukaryota; Metazoa; Chordata; Mammalia; Chiroptera; Vespertilionidae
Gene: RNF34
Product: ring finger protein 34, E3 ubiquitin protein ligase
Exons: 7
Coding region: 209-1249 (346 amino acids)
Biological process (GO): proteasome-mediated ubiquitin-dependent protein catabolic process; protein K48-linked ubiquitination; negative regulation of extrinsic apoptotic signaling pathway via death domain receptors
Cellular component (GO): plasma membrane; cytoplasm
Molecular function (GO): ubiquitin protein ligase activity
Source: RefSeq, a predicted model, not a curated record
CCACGCCCCUUACGUCGGGACGCUUGGUCGCCUCUGGAGGCGCCGUAAUCGCGGUCCAGAAGGAAGGAGCCCGUCUCUGCGAGGAGCUGUGAUGGUGUUGAGUUUGCGGCGAGGGCCGACCGAGACGCGGCGUUCGCGGCCAUGAAGGUGGGGGAGUGGUGCUAAGGAUCAAGUACACUGUUUUAGAAAAAGAAAACAAAACCCAAACAUGAGGAAGGCGGGUGCCACAUCUAUGUGGGCUUCAUGCUGUGGACUGCUGAAUGAAGUCAUGGGAACCGGAGCUGUCAGGGGCCAGCAGGCAGGAUUCGCCGGAAGUACCGGUCCAUUCAGAUUUACGCCAAACUCUGAUUUUUCCACUACUUACCCACCAGCACCUACAGAAGGGCCUAAUAUAGUUUGCAAAGCCUGUGGACUUUCAUUUUCAGUCUUCAGAAAGAAGCACAUAUGUUGUGACUGCAAGAAGGAUUUUUGCUCUGUUUGCUCAGUCUUACAAGAAAAUCUUCGUAGAUGUUCCACCUGUCACUUAUUACAAGAGACGGCCUUUCAGCGCCCUCAGUUAAUGCGACUGAAAGUGAAGGAUCUGCGGCAAUAUCUCAUUCUUAGAAACAUACCCAUUGAUACCUGUCGAGAGAAAGAAGACUUGGUAGAUUUAGUGCUGUGCCACCAUGGGCUGGGCUCUGAGGACGACCUGGACACCAGCAGUCUCAAUUCCUCAAGGUCCCAGAAUUCUAGUUUUUUUACACAUUCAUUUUUCUCAAACUAUACAGCCCCCUCUGCUACCAUGUCUUCAUUUCAGGGAGAACUAAUGGGUAGAGACCGGACCUUAGGAUCUGGAGCCUUGGCACAGGCACCUGGCAUCUCCAAGAAGAGACUGAGAGCUUCGCUGUCUGACCUGUCAAGCCUUGAAGAUGUGGAAGGGAUGAGCGUGCGCCAGCUGAAGGAAAUCCUGGCUCGGAAUUUUGUCAACUAUUCUGGCUGUUGUGAAAAAUGGGAGCUGGUAGAGAAAGUAAACCGCUUAUACAAAGAGAAUGAAGAAAACCAAAAGUCAUAUGGUGAGCGGCUGCAGCUACAGGAAGAGGAAGAUGACAGCCUGUGCCGGAUCUGCAUGGAUGCUGUCAUAGACUGCGUCCUGCUCGAGUGUGGGCACAUGGUCACCUGCACCAAGUGCGGCAAGCGCAUGAGUGAGUGUCCCAUCUGCCGACAAUAUGUGGUGCGCGCUGUGCACGUGUUCAAGUACAGCUUUUUAUAG